Molecule: messenger RNA, 8764 nt
Organism: Drosophila grimshawi
Lineage: Eukaryota; Metazoa; Arthropoda; Insecta; Diptera; Drosophilidae
Gene: tefu
Product: serine/threonine-protein kinase ATM
Exons: 3
Coding region: 106-8535 (2809 amino acids)
Biological process (GO): DNA repair
Molecular function (GO): protein binding; protein serine/threonine kinase activity
Source: RefSeq, a predicted model, not a curated record
ACAGUUUUAAUUCAAAUUUCUAAUAUUUGCAGAUAUCAAAGAAAGCUGAAUUUGGCAGCAAAUGUCAGGCGUGGAUCAGAAUAAAUCAGGAACUGCAGGAAAUCUAUGGAUCCACAAUUGAACGAAAUACAGCGUAUUGCCUGCGAACUGCGUUCGGACAAGGCGCCGGCGCGAAACAAGGCAAUUGAACAGCUGGACCAGAAACUGAACAGCUUUAAGAGUGCUUUAAACGCGGUGCUGGGUCGCAAUGAGGAGCUUUCUUGGCAAAACCUUCUUGUGAUCGUCAAGGAGGCGAUCUUAAAGCACGCGAAUAACUUAAGAGAUGCGACGUCGGAAAAGGCUCGUAAGCAGUUGGCGGACAAAUGUUAUUUGUACGGCAAUGUCAUGGACCGUAUCAUCGACUAUAAUUUGGAGAUGGGCCGAGCGAGCAGCGGACAUUUUCUGACAAAGUCAACGAUAUUCGAUGCCUUUGUGGACGGCACUAAAAGUGACAUUGUUGUCCGUUACUUUGGAGUGAAUUUCGUUAAUUUACUGGACAGAGGCAUAUACUUAUCGUCUAGGUAUACCUUGGAAUUGAAAGUCAGCGAAUAUAGUAAUAUUCUCUCUGUUUUGUUUGAGCUGAAUAUUGAUGACGAUGAGUUCCUGCGCUCCAAGAUAUUGAAAUGCAUCACAAAAACCGUCGAAAUAGCCCAGGAGCGUACUCAACUGCACGACGAUUUGGUGGAAUAUUUACCAACCCUAAUCAGCUACACUCAAACCGCCCACAAUGCCGAACGAAUAAAGGAUGUUGUACGACUAUAUUAUCUAUUCGUUGGCGAGUUAUCGGUUAACUAUCAUCACACACUGUGCAUUCACAUGCAGAAUAUUAUACCGAAACUCUGUGACUUUUACAACGAGGACAAAUUCUGUGAUGAUACAAAAAAGUUAUUCUUCGAGUGCGUUAUCCUAUCGCUGCAAGCUCUAUAUCCGAAAUUAAAAAGCAACGAUUUCAGCACAUUUCAAGUGCCCAUCAGAGAUGAUUGGCCACAGAGCAUGCAAAAGUUGCAUACCAUCAUUAAAAUGGAGAUUAGGAAGCACACUAUGGGUCGCAACAAACCAUCCGUAUUGAACACGGAUAAAUUUCCACUGAUAUUUAUUAAACUGUCCGCACUUGUCACUUACAUUGUUUUGUGGCAUGUGGAACCGAAUCAAAAUAAAGAUGCGGACGCAAAUACUAGCAAACGUCAAAAGGUCGACAUCAUGACUUCUAUAAUCAAUCUGAUUAACAUGCAGAAAACUAGCUUCAGUGCUGUGUGGUUUGCCAUAUUUGCCGAGCUGUUGCAGCUGAGUAGCUCGAUAAUAAGCGAGGGUAAUUAUUAUCAGGAGAUGCGUGAGACGACAUUGCAUGUUCUUCAAAUCUAUGGCAACGCAUAUAAUUUGCGCAAUGUACGCCUCUGCCUGGCGAGCAUGCUGGCUAAGGAACAGGAGCAGAAGCUUUCGAAAUCGCAUACGAUAGUUUCCGACUUUUAUGCACAAGUUGCCACGCAUCUCAUUUCAGAGACACGUCCGGCUGCCGAAGAGAUAAUCGAGAAACAGAUCAUACUGCAGUCGCUGAUCAAAUAUGAUAAACUGAGCGCCAAACUCUGCACCACAUUGCUUCAAAGCAUCACAACGAAUGAGAUGUUGAGAAGGAAUGAGUGCAUCGCUACCAUUCGCGUCAUAUUCACACAUGCCGAACAGUGUGGCAUUGAUAAGGCCACCGCUGUUGUGGAGCCUCUCAUUAGGUGGGCCUACGAUCACGAGAAGAGCAUUGCAACGCAAAUAAUCAAUAAUAUUGCUGCUAUCGAUCAGAAACUUUUGGCGGACACAUUCGCCAUUGGCAUCAUUAAUUUCCUUGACGAAGACCAAGUGCAGCAACUGGCCACCAGCAAUAACAAUAACUCGCCAAUAGCCACAGAGAAAGCAGAAUUUACCCAACUGCAGCUAUUGCUAUACAAGUACAAUAAGCAGCUGGUCUGCCUGGAUGAUCCUUUUCAGUCGCGGCUACGAGGACCUAUUACGGCGCACAGUGAAACACCGGCGAGCGUGAAGAGCUGCCUGUAUGUGCACAAUUAUGAGUUGCUUAUGCGCAUGCUCGACCCGGCAAUCACGAAUGAGUCCAGCACCAGUUCCUUGAUCAAGGAUCUAAAGAAUUUGCAUAAGUUAGUUUGCACCAUGGAACGUUUGCUUCAUUACAAUGUCUUUGACGUGUCGAAUUUUAUGCAAUGUCCGCUCAUGAAGCGCAUUGGUUUUUUUCUCAGCCACACGGAGAUUCAAUACACUUCUAUUCAGCCGGAUAUUAAUCGCAUAGACGAGAGUGAUUUUCAUGAGAUUCUAGAUGAACAGAUUGCCAUUCUCGAAGUAUUCAAUUCGAAUGAGAUACUAUUGGAGUAUCUAGAAAAACAGCCGAUGGAAAUGCUGCUCGAGUUCAUAGGUGUGCUGCUUAAGCAUAGUUACACACGCAAGGAUCACACGAAGAGCACAGAUCGUACAGCACUGAACACAAAAUGCGUCUGCAUCCUUGGCAGCAUGUGUGCAAACAGCACGUAUAGUACCGAUGCCAUUUCCCAUCUGGUCAAGAACCUCAUGGAGCGCAGUCCGCUUAAUGAUGAAAUGAUGAUAAUUAAGAUGCUGUGUCGCUGCAAGGGCUUAUCGGAGGAAUGCCUUGAAUGGCUGGCCUGCAAGCUGAAGAACAUAUUUCAGCAUCACAAUACAAAUGUGGAUAUCAUGAGCCAGGUGGUUGAGGAAAUACCCACUCUUACGCACUUUUUUUAUGACAUUGAGCAUUUGCUGGACGUUAUAAUGAUAGCGCUGAUGUCGUUGUUGAAGAUAGCGUUAAAAAAAUCAUAUCCAACCCAAUUGGCUGUCCAAAUUGUACGCUCCGUGGGCCAAAUAGCACAGAGUUGUCCCAACAUUUACAAUUCAGAGAACUUUUUGGUGAUUUGCCAAUCGGUGGCCAAUUUUUUAGCAAUGCCAACGCUGGAAGUGCGCUAUGCGACAAUUGAAACGCUUACGAUACUCCUAAAUUCGAACUAUUGUGUUUCGAACAGCGAUGCCGAUACAACUAGCAAGCAUAAUAGACAUUUGAUAUUUUGUGAUCAGCUGUACGGGUCCAUUGACUUUAAAGACCUGUCGUUCACCGGCAAGGACAUGUUGCUGAAUAAUCAUUCGGUGGCCAUACAAUCGUUAUCUGCAUUCUUUGCCUUUAGUGCAUUCCAUCAGGAGCGUAGUUUGCAGGAUCUAAUGUCGUACUGUGCGACCCAUAAACUCAACGCAAACGAUUUCAGUGCAUUAGGAAGCCUAGUGCAGUGCCACAAGUUAACGAUGUGCGAACUUAUGACGCCCUAUUCGGAUACCAUGCUCCAAAAAUGGAUUUCACUGCGCCGGUCCGUGUCUAAAUUUCCGUAUUAUCUGGGCUAUGACACAAAGGAGGCAUUUCUUAAAGCUAAUUGUAAAAACAUAAUGGCUUAUUCAUUCAUCUAUCGCACGCCGGAGGAUAUAAAUCGUUUUAAAACACUUUUAAGCGAGCGGGAGGCUGCGCCUAUCCUGAUGGCCUAUAUGGUGUCAGAAUGGAGCGAUUGCAUUGAAACGCAAAAUGAGGACUUUCGGCAGCAUCUGGAGAAUCUCAAACAUAAUAUACAGCUAUUUGGAAUGCAUCCUUUGGAUGUUGCACUCAAUGUGGAAAGCCUUUAUGAAACGAUCAGACAUUUGCACGAUGAGGACGAAUGGAUCCGGUUGUUUGGCGAAUCUGCGCCCUACAAUAAACUACGAAUGUGGUUUCAUCUUAGCGCAUCUUCGCUCUUUAAAUCUUUGAACCAACACAUUAGUGGUAAACGAUGGUCAAGGGAUGAGCGUAUUCAGGCCAUGUCCCUAUUGAUGUUUGAGCAUAGGCUGCUCUUAGUUGAUCUCCUUGGCAUAUUGAAGACCGCUUGCCAUCUGGCUAUGCUCGCCGAUCAAGUAUUGCACAACUUUUUCUCAUACUGCACCAUUGCUGAUGCAAUACUGGAUGCGGCUAUGGAGAGAUCAUCAUCAAAUAUAAAGACGGAUGCGGAUUUAAUUCAAGUCAAUUGCGCUUACUUUGUGAGCGACAUUUGGCACUUCUUCUGCGGUUUUCUGUUGCACAGUAAGUGUGGACAACUGCAUCGAGUUGCCCUACUUUAUAUUCAAUCGAGGCUCAAUAUUUGCACUUUUCAGUCGCACAACAUCAACACAAUCGAUUUUGAUAAAAUAGGCAAACUUUUGAUUGCCUCCAUGCAACACGUCAAGACGGUAGAGUUGAAGUUAUUGGCAGCCGACGUUCUGAAAAAAUUCCUGAAUAUAUUCAAGCUGCAGCUCAAUGAAGAUGGGGCUGACAAGGCGGCAAAUCUGCAAACACUGCGUGAUCUUUGCGAGAUGACAUUAAAUGUACAGACGCUGCUGGUGGAUGAGGAUAGCGAGGGGACGCAUCUGCAAUCGCUGCGUGAUCUUUGCGAGAUGACGGUACCACGAUUUGAACAGCUCAGCGUUGUCGACUAUAUGCGUACAUUCCUCAAGUCUAAUAGAAUGGAGCCCUUGCAUGGCCUACGUGAAUAUAUUGCCGAGCACAAGGACGAACUGCAGAGUCAUCAGCAAUUGUUGUUUGAGCUAAUCAAUCGUCUCAUUCACAUGGUGCGCGAGUCUCCCAGCAAGAAAGGCAGCAUUGAUGCCGUCAAAUCUCUAGCCGAAAUUGGGCCACUCAAAUUGAAGCGGAACUCGUAUUAUUUUCAAACCGAAUUUGAAGACAUUCAGCAGUUGCAGUCGUCUGAGCAACCGAUUGUGCAGUUUCUUGACGUCAUUAUGGAGACGCUGGAAAAGCAGUUGUAUGACUUCAAUACGAGCACACAGAAGGCGCUUAUCCAAGUGGCUGGCCAUGUGGUCGACAGCAAGGAUGGCAGCAAAUUAGUAUCGGAUCAUCCACAUUUGCGUAUCUUUAAAACUAGCCCAAAUAAUUUGGGUUUCCUCAACACAUCCGACAGCAUUCCGGUAAUAGAUUGGCUGACCGUACUCAAAUCCAGUGAACAGUUGGACUAUAGGCCAUGGCUGUGCACAUUUAUGGGUUUGGUGUUUGGCGAGUGCGGUUGGCAAGGAUUCGAUGCGUUUGCGGCCAAGUCAUUUACAUUUGCCAAGGCUUGUCUGCAACCGUUUAUCAAACUUUUGCUUAGCAAUAAGGAGCAACAUUUGGACAGCCUGUGUUCAAUGCUCGAACACUUUUUCGAGAGCGCCGCAAGCGAGGCCAAGGGUGUCUACCAGGAUAAGCGUGUCAUCAAGCAAUUCCUCUACAUAUGCGAAUGCAUUCGUCUUGUUAACAAUUGGAGUAUACCCAUCAAUCUUGAGAAUGUGGUCAAGGCGAGCAAUCAUUGCCAGGCGUAUUUCCUUAGCAUUAUGUAUCUGGAGUUGUGGGCGUAUUCCGCAAAUGCAACCGCCGAUGCAAAUAUCCUUGCAGAUGAAAGCUUCCAAUUGUCCGCAAAAAUUGCAUAUACAUCGAUUGGCUGUCUAGAUGCAAUUCCCGGCUUCCUGGAUCCGUUGCGUUCGCGCUCUGAUUAUUUUAGUUUGAAUGAUAACUUAUCGGGCAUUCUGCUGGAAUCGGAUAAUCUGGACGAGCCGACAAGGCAAAUGUGUAUUGACAUUAUGAAGUCGAAUGGAAUGCUAUCGCUAGCUGACCUUUAUCAGCGUGUCGCCGUAGACGGGACAACACGGGUGGACUAUGAGGUACUGUGGCGUCUAUGUGAUUGGGACGCCCCGAUUGAUGGUCAUCAGAAGGUAAAUCGAGCGAACAACAUGGAACUGGAGUUCAAUAAGCAUCACUAUUUGGCACUCAAGAGCAUCAGCAAACGGGAGAAGGAGACCACAGUAACAGCCAUCAACAAUGCCUAUCAAUGUGUCCAGGCUAUAUUGCGGGAUAUCAGCGUGGAGUGCUUACAGUCUGUCUACAAAUAUAUGACUUGGUUGUGCAUGCUGCAACAGACCGAAGAUUUUUGGCAGAUUCAGUUUAGUCAACAAUUGAGCCCAGCACAAAAGAACGUAUUUAACAAGUGGCGAACGGAACUCAAUCUCGCCUAUGGCAACUUUAGAUGCAAGGAACAAAUACUUGCCCAUCAGAUAACGCUGUUCAAAAUGCCUGGCAUGCGCGCCGAUAGACGCAUCAAAGAACAUUAUCUUCAAAAUCCGGUAGACACCUAUCUGCUCAAGUGCAUCGGCGAGUGCAAGGCCGCGGGUAAACUGAAUUUGGCCACCAAGUAUAUUGCCACACUGCGUGCUCUGCCGGACAUCAAGAUGCCUACACAGCUAUCGGCGCUGCUGGAGGAUGCAGAAGUAAAUAUGAAGACGUGCAACUAUCAGAUCGCCAAGGCCAUAUUGCAUCACGUGAAUACGAAUAGCGAUUUUAAGUAUUGUGUGGAGCGUGUGACGGCUCUACGAAUGCAGGGCGAAUUCCAGCUGGACUGCAAUGCCGAUAAUUUUGCCAAUACUUUGCGACAGACAUUUAAUACAUCACUCCAGCUGCUGGAUUAUUUCAAGGCGCACAAGGUACAGCUUAUGAAACUGGACUCCAAUUUGAUCGUUUGGGAUAAAUUCGAGCAGUUCGAGAUUGAUAAUCGGAUGGCAGCGCAUGCGUCCAUAGCCAAAUAUGCGGAUCGUGAAUAUCAACAGCUUUACGACUAUCGCCAGUCGCAGGAGUAUAAAACUCUUGUCGAUAUCAUCCAGCAGAAUCGUCGCUUGGCUGGCACGGUUACGGCUAGUCGGCAGCGUGAGGAUCGUGAUCGUCAAUUGGGUGCACUAAAUUUAAAACGAUUCGCCAAUCUGGACGCACAGGAACUGAACCGCAUCGAAAACAAUCUCACCGAGCAUCUGUGCACAGCGAUCACACAUUAUAUUGAAUAUUGUCAACUUGAUAAAGGAUUCUCAAGUGCGGAAAUUUAUCGCAUCAUCGCACUCUGGUUCACAAACGAUCAAAAUGAACAGAUGUUGAACACCAUCAAAGAUGCAAUUCAAUUGGUGCCCAGCUACAAGUUCAUUUGCGUUGUCAGUCAGCUUGCCGGGCGUCUGAACUCGAAACAUGCCCCUUUUCACAAGAUUCUUGUCGAUUUACUUGUACGCUGCGGCCAGGAUCACCCACAGCAAACAUUCUACAAGCUAUAUCCAUUGGUCUAUGCCUAUCUCGAUGGCGAAUAUGCCAAUACACAACGCGCCGACAUCGCCAAAAAGAUUAUCGCUCGCAGCUGUGAGGCAAAUACGGCCGCCCUCGAGGCUAGCAAACAAUUCGAGCUUAUGUUUCCAGCGCUAAUUAAGUUUGCCAAUAGCUAUAUUGGCCCAAAUGGCAAGCCCAAUAACGAAAUGAUGCCCGCUAUGAUAGUUGAGCUAAAUAAACUCAAACUGGACCGUGUGCAGUGUCCCACAAUUGAGCUGGUCGUGCAGCCCAGCAAGGAAUACAAUAUAAUCAGCAUUGUGAAAUGGACGGGUAAAUAUGAAUUCUGUGGUGGUCUGAAUGCACCAGUUAAAUUGAUGUGCCUCUGUUCGGACGGUGUGGUGCGUGCUCAACUGAUCAAGGGCAAGGAUGAUCUACGCCAGGAUGCUGUCAUGCAGCAGGUGUUCGGGAUUGUCAACGAACUGUUCAACAGUGAUUCGGAGUUCGCUGAGCGUAAAUUGCAAUUGCGCACCUACAAGGUGACGCCUCUCUCCAUGCGAUGUGGCAUCAUCGAGUGGGUAAGCAACACAAUACCGAUCGGUACCUAUCUGGCUGGUAAUGGCACUGGCGGUGCCCAUAUGAAAUAUCGACCCACAGAUUGGAACAAUAAUAAAUGUCGCCAGAUGGCAGCGGCAGCGCUAAAAAAGACACCCGAUGUACGGCGAAGUGUCUACAAGAAGAUUUGCGAGAAGGUGCAGCCAGUGUUUCAUUAUUUUUUACUCGAGAAAUUUCCAAUACCGGGCGAGUGGUUUGAACGCCGGCUGGCUUACAUCAAUAGCGUGGCGACCACCUCCAUGGUGGGCUAUGUGCUUGGAUUGGGCGAUCGCCAUACGCAGAACAUUCUCAUUGAUGCACAGACCGCCGAAGUGGUGCAUAUUGACUUUGGUAUUGCUUUUGAGCAGGGCAAAAUUCAAAAUACGCCAGAGACGGUGCCGUUUCGUUUAACACGCGAUAUGGUCGCUCCGAUGGGUGUGUGCGGCACAAAUGGUGUAUUUACGAAGUCCUGCGAGGCCACCAUGCAUAUUUUGAGGCGUUACAAGUCCGUAUUGAUCACCAUACUGGAGGUCCUACUGUACGAUCCACUAUUUAUUUGGGGCGUGCUCUCAACAGAGCAACAACAGCAAAUGUCCAAUGAAGAAUCGAAGAACAUACUGGCGCAACGGGCUCUCUUGUUGGUCAAACAUAAACUGGAAGGCGGGGUGCCCGGAUUACUGGAGAACUCGGAUGUGAAAACGCAAGUUCAGCGUUUGAUCAACGAGGCAAAACUGCCCAGCAAUUUAGCAAUGCUAUAUCAUGGCUGGGAUCCAUAUAUGUGAUACGCCGUGCUCCUAGUCCCUCACGCAUAACAUCACAAUUAAAGCAAACACAUUUAUCCAUUUACUUUAUUAUUAUUAAAUUUUCUUUCUCGAGCGAGAGAAGCUUAAAAUCGCCUCACUUUAUGCUUAUACUUUGUUACGCAUUAUUCGAAAACCAAUUCGCAGCUGGAAUGGUUUGUUUGGACAUAGGCUUAAGAUAAUUAAUAAUAAAAUAAAAGAAAAUAUCAUA